CGGAAUGCUGCGGAAGCGGAAACACGCGUUCUCUUUUCCGCCUGUGUUCGCAGCGCUGCGACACAUGUGCGAGUUAAAUCAUAAUAAUUGAUCAAAAUGCGUAUUGAGAAGUGUUAUUUCUGCUCGGCUCCGGUUUAUCCGGGACACGGAAUGAUGUUUGUGCGGAACGACUGUAAGAUGUUCAGGUUCUGCAGGUCCAAAUGCCACAGAAACUUCAAGAGGAAGCGAAACCCGAGAAAGACCAGGUGGACCAAAGCGUUCAGGAAGUCCGCGGGCAAAGAGCUGACGGUGGAUAACUCACUGGAGUUCGAGAAGCGCAGAAAUAUUCCUGUCAAAUACAACAGAGAGCUCUGGAGCAAGACGGUGGAGGCGAUGAAGAAGGUCGAAGCCAUCAAAAACAAACGUCAGGCUCGGUUUAUCAUCAACAGGUUGAAGAAAGGCAAAGAGCUGGAGGCGGCGGCAGAUAUCAGCGAAGUCAAGAAAAACAUUCACCUCAUCAAAGCUCCACACGCAGGUCAAGCCAAGCAGCUGGAGGACAAGAUGGUCCAAAAACUGGCAGAAGACGUGGAAAUGGAUGAGUGAAGCGAGGAAACUUUACAUUUGGACUUUCAGAAUGUUUCUGCUUUGAAAUAUUGAGAAUUAGUGGCGUCAUCACGCUACAUAAACAUGAAUAUUCAUCAGAAUCCAGGUGGAGUCGACAGGACUUAUUUGCACGUUCCUUCUGCAAUAAUCCUUCUUAUUACUCCAGUGGCUAAAGAUUAUUUUGGACAUCAAGUGUCGUGUGUUAUAACUGUCCAUUCAUCUGAUCAUCAACACUUGAACUCUGGAAUUUGUGCAAAAUCUUAAUUCCAAUAAAAACUUCACAUACAGUUUG
Messenger RNA from Ctenopharyngodon idella (grass carp), 874 nucleotides. RefSeq names its product ribosomal L24 domain containing 1 (gene rsl24d1). Gene Ontology annotation, cellular component: nucleolus. Bases 97 to 582 code for a protein of 161 amino acids. The record is from RefSeq and is a predicted model, not a curated record. Lineage: Eukaryota; Metazoa; Chordata; Actinopteri; Cypriniformes; Xenocyprididae. The transcript has 6 exons. Gene Ontology annotation, biological process: ribosomal large subunit biogenesis.